GCACGACGCCUCUCGCAUCCUCCAGGAUCUCCUUCACUCCCUCUCUCUAUAUUCGCCUCGAUGCAUCGAGUUGCCCUUAGAUCUUCAGUCCGCGCAGCUGCGCUGGCCGCUGCUCCCAGGAGCGCAACUCGCAUUGCUCCCACCGCUUCUCGCUCCUACGCUACUGCGAAGGCUGCUGCCUCCGAAGUAUCAUCUAUUCUCGAGUCGCGCAUUGCUGGCACUCAAGUCGCCGCAAAUGUCGAGGAGACUGGCCGUGUUUUGAGCGUUGGUGACGGUAUUGCACGUGUCUGGGGUCUCCGAAACGUUCAAGCCGAAGAGAUGGUGGAGUUCUCUUCCGGCGUUCGUGGCAUGUGUCUGAACUUGGAAGCCGACAACGUUGGUGUCUCCAUCUUCGGUAACGAUCGUGCUAUCAAGGAGGGCGACACUGUCAAGCGUACUGGCCAGAUUGUCGAUGUUCCUGUUGGUCCGGAGCUUCUUGGGCGUGUCGUCGAUGCCCUCGGUAACCCCAUUGAUGGCAAGGGUCCCAUCAAGUCCACCGAGCGUCGCCGUGCUUCCCUCAAGGCUCCUGGUAUCCUUCCCCGUCGCUCGGUCAACCAGCCCAUGAUGACCGGUAUUAAGCCCAUCGAUGCCAUGGUUCCCAUUGGUCGUGGCCAGCGUGAGCUUAUCAUCGGUGACCGUCAAACUGGUAAGACUGCUGUCGCUAUUGAUACCAUCCUCAACCAGAAGAGGUGGAACGAUGGCAGUGAUGAGGAGAAGAAGCUCUACUGUGUCUACGUGGCUAUUGGCCAGAAGCGUUCCACUGUCGCUCAGCUCGUCCAAACUCUUGAGGAGAACGACGCUAUGAAAUACUCUAUUAUUGUUGCUGCUACUGCCUCUGAGGCUGCUCCUUUGCAAUACCUUGCACCCUUCUCUGGUUGUGCUAUGGGCGAGUGGUUCCGUGACAACGGCAGGCACGCUCUCAUCGUCUACGAUGACUUGUCGAAGCAGGCCGUUGCUUACCGUCAAAUGUCCUUGCUGCUUCGUCGUCCCCCUGGUCGUGAGGCUUACCCUGGUGAUGUCUUCUACCUCCAUUCCCGUCUGUUGGAGCGUGCUGCCAAGAUGAACGAGAAUUUCGGUGGAGGAUCUCUCACUGCUCUGCCCAUUAUUGAGACCCAGGGUGGUGAUGUGUCUGCCUACAUUCCCACUAACGUCAUUUCCAUCACUGACGGUCAGAUCUUCUUGGAGGCUGAGCUCUUCUUCCGUGGUGUCCGUCCCGCCAUAAACGUCGGUCUCUCAGUGUCCCGUGUUGGUUCCGCUGCCCAGACUAAGAUCAUGAAGAAGUUCGCCGGUUCGCUGAAGCUUUACCUUGCACAGUACCGUGAAGUUGCUGCCUUCGCUCAAUUCGGUUCUGAUCUCGAUGCUUCCACUCGCUUCUUGCUCUCCCGUGGUGCUCGUCUCACUGAGCUCUUGAAGCAAGGUCAGUACCAGCCCUUGUCCAUGGAGAUCCAGGUCCCCAUUAUCUACGCCGGUGUCAACGGUCUUUUGGACUCCAUUGCCGUCGACAAGAUCACCAAAUGGGAGGCUGAGUUCCGUGCACAUUUGACUGGUGCUCAGGGCCCUCUCCUCACAGAGAUCUCUGCCGGCAACAUCACACCUGAAAUUGAGGCUAAGAUUAAGAAGGUCGUCGAGGACCAUGUUGCUACCUUCACCUCCUAAGUGAUAGAAUUGCAGUAGACCUUGCGGACGGAUGCAACCCAAAAGAACCUCUGUUGUUUAUUGCUUACUCUUACUAUCCUUGACGCAAUGAAAAUGACGGUGUCGCUAGCUGUCGUCGUCUAAUUCCUUCUAUCCAGUGCUAUCAUUUUUGUGUGAGGAGUUGCUGCAAUAUAUAUACAGGGUGGUAGUGUCUAUGCUAUGGACCAAAGUUAGACGUUCUCCUAUGGGUCUACCUGACGACCUUUUACGGGUUCAUACCAAAAUCUGCCGCUGCUUCACUCAUCAACCAGAAAUGUCAUGCAUUAUUAUCCUCUUCCUCAGAAGGCUCAUCGAAAAUAUACCCCCCAUCUUCAUACUCAUCGUAUUCCUCGUCAUCAUCGCCCUCGUCCAUCGCGCGCUUCAGCUAACAUUCGUCGUCAGUAUAUCGAGCGUAAUGCUGCAAGUGAACAUAACAUACCAUCUCCAGAAGCUCAUGACACUCAUUCAGGUGAGCCAUCACGAUACCUUGACCCUCCGGAAUCGAUCCGUCAUGUCCGAUAAAUUUGCCGUCCUUGCGCAUGGAGUCGAUUUGGUGCAGAGCGAGUUGGUACUAUGAAAGGUGGAUUACUACGCAAUUCACGAUUACAUAGAGCGGCGUGGGACUUACAGGGUAUAGAUCUCGGGGAGUGAAAGGACCGCCAUAUUUAAGCACUUCAUUCAAGCACUUCUUCACCGUCGAUAGUUUGUUUGCCUGACCACAAUGUUAUGAUUAGUAUACAUGACAAGAUGCCAGUAAGUGAGGGCUU
Molecule: messenger RNA, 2480 nt
Organism: Somion occarium
Lineage: Eukaryota; Fungi; Basidiomycota; Agaricomycetes; Polyporales; Cerrenaceae
Source: the annotation of a GenBank genome assembly